UCAGAAGGAUCUACGCAGAUUCAACGGUCCAGAUCUCGUGGAGUUUAGUUUUAAUUCGCCGGCUCUCGAUUAAAAAAAAAAAAAGAAAUCUUCGACGAGAUAAGCAGCAGCCCAAGAGCGCAAGAAGGGAAGGCCUAAAAAAAAGGGAAGAGAGGAGGGAGAGAAGGUUCCAUUUGACCCACCAUAGAGAUCCCGUGGAGGAGAAUUUGUAGCAGACCGAUCUGAUCUGUCGUCUGUUGUCUUUCUCGGAAAACUUUUUUGAGUUUUCUAAAUCAUAACUAUGGGUUUGUGGGAUGCUUUUCUCAAUUGGCUUCGCAGCCUCUUCUUCAAGCAAGAAAUGGAGCUUUCAUUGAUAGGACUUCAAAAUGCAGGAAAGACGUCACUUGUUAACGUUGUUGCUACCGGUGGAUACAGUGAAGACAUGAUUCCUACGGUUGGGUUCAACAUGAGGAAAGUGACCAAAGGAAGUGUCACAAUCAAACUUUGGGAUCUUGGUGGUCAGCCUAGGUUCCGCAGCAUGUGGGAACGCUACUGCCGUUCUGUUUCCGCCAUUGUGUAUGUAGUCGAUGCUGCUGAUCCUGACAACCUAAGUGUCUCGAAAAGCGAACUCCAUGAUUUGUUGAGCAAGACGUCGCUUAGUGGUAUCCCUCUUCUAGUCCUCGGUAACAAAAUCGACAAGCCUGGUGCUCUGUCCAAAGAUGACUUAACCGAGGAAAUGGGGCUCAAGUCGCUCACAGAUAGAGAAGUCUGUUGCUUCAUGAUAUCUUGCAAGAACUCUACCAACAUUGACCAAGUGAUUGAUUGGCUUGUAAAGCACUCCAAGUCUGCAAGCUAAACAGAUAUUUUCUCAGUCUUUCCUGUGUGUUGCUCCUUUGAUGGUGGAAGAAGACAAUUUUAUUUAUUUUGUUUUAAAUCAUGUGAGAAACAAGACUUGUCUUUUGUUUUUAUCGUCUUUCUUCUUCUGUAUAUUAGUCUUGAUUGGUUUUCCUCUUCUUAUGCAACAAAUUUCACCUUCCUU
Brassica rapa (field mustard) is the source of this 1018-nucleotide messenger RNA. RefSeq names its product ADP-ribosylation factor-like protein 8b. Gene Ontology annotation, molecular function: GTP binding; GTPase activity. The record is from RefSeq and is a predicted model, not a curated record. Lineage: Eukaryota; Viridiplantae; Streptophyta; Magnoliopsida; Brassicales; Brassicaceae. Gene Ontology annotation, biological process: protein transport.